AUGGCGGAUCACCAGGCGAUCCUCGAGGAGGAGUUUGAGGUGCUCGAGUCCAUCUUCCCCGACGAGCUUGAGAAGGUCGACGAUAAUGAGGUCCGGAUACGCGUGGAGCCCGAGGAGGAGGUGACGGGACACCCUUUGACACUCGCUCUCGUGGUCACCUACCCGCCAACCUACCCGGAUGUCAUCCCCGACAUGUCUCUGGAGGAGAUUGACGAGGAAAUGGGCACACUGAGGGAGGGCGAGGACGAGGAGGUUCUGAUCAAGCUGCGGGAGGUGGCAGAGGAGUCCCUUGGCAUGGCCAUGACUUUUACCAUUGCGACUGCGGCCCGUGAGGCGCUUUCCGAGCUCAUCGUUUCGCGCAUUGCCAAGGAGGAGGCGGCUGAGGCUGCCAAGACCAAGGCCUACGAGGAGGAGGAGGCACGCAAGACCCGCGGCACACCACUCACAAAGGACCUGUACAUCAAGUGGCGCGAGGCCUACCGCGCCGAAGUGGCUGCCAAGCGGGUCAAGGCCGAGGAGGAUCGCGUCCGUGGCCUGCCUGCAAAGGAGCGCGAGGAAUGGCGUCGUCGCAGGGACAGGCUGAGUGGCCGGCAGCUGUUCGAGACGUCCAAGGUCUCGGCUACCUCGGACGAAGCGCUUAUCGGUGCCGAGGACGCUACAUCGGUCGAUGUCUCAAAGUACUCGCGCGAGGAGCGUGACCGUCUCCGCUGGGAGGAGGAACAGGAGGGCGCUGGCAUUGCGCUGGAUGAGAGCGACGACGAGUAG
Messenger RNA from Apiotrichum porosum, 765 nucleotides. RefSeq lists its product as uncharacterized. The transcript has 7 exons. NCBI's taxonomy places the organism in Eukaryota, Fungi, Basidiomycota, Tremellomycetes, Trichosporonales, Trichosporonaceae. The record is from RefSeq and is a predicted model, not a curated record. Gene Ontology annotation, molecular function: protein binding. Gene Ontology annotation, biological process: cytoplasmic translation. The coding region runs from base 1 to 765 and encodes 254 amino acids.